This is a messenger RNA of Microtus oregoni (creeping vole), 6791 nucleotides long. RefSeq names its product TraB domain containing 2B (gene Trabd2b). Lineage: Eukaryota; Metazoa; Chordata; Mammalia; Rodentia; Cricetidae. Gene Ontology annotation, molecular function: metalloendopeptidase activity; Wnt-protein binding. Gene Ontology annotation, biological process: negative regulation of Wnt signaling pathway. The coding region runs from base 460 to 2010 and encodes 516 amino acids. The transcript is spliced from 7 exons. Gene Ontology annotation, cellular component: organelle membrane. The record is from RefSeq and is a predicted model, not a curated record.
CUUGUCCCACUGCGCGCCCCCUGGAGCGCCGCGCACCCCUGGGACCCUUGCGCGCCCCGGGUGCCCAGCAUAACCCGAGAUCCCCCGCUCACCCCGGGAUCUGGGGAUUGCCCCAGGAGCCCCGCGUACCCCUGGACCCUGACGCGGCUCCCCGAACGCCACGCGCUCCAGGACCCCUGCGCGCUCGCAGAAUUCCGGGGCUUGGCCAACCCGGCUGCGCGCCCUGGUGAGGGGCCCCGCCCCACCUCAGAGGAUCCCCCUCUUCCAACAGACGGAGCCCCGCCCCAGAGGGACCCCCAGGUCCGACAGGGACAUCCAGCCACGCCCCAGCGGGCUCCCAGCAUCUCGCGCCUGGAGCCCUGUGCUCCAGAAGAUCCUCGGUGCCCAGCUGGGGGCUCCCCGCCCUGCUGAGGGGGCGCUGCCCAGGAGGGUCCCCCGCAUCCCGCGGGCCCGGGCAGGAUGCACGCCGCCCUGGCGGGGCCGCUGCUUGCCGCCCUCCUCACCACCGCCCGCGCCCGCCCGCAACCCCCUGACGGAGGACAGUGCCGGCCGCCCGGAUCGCAGAGGGACAUGAACUCCUUCCUAUGGACUAUUCGGCGCCAUCCCCCAGCCUAUUUGUUUGGCACCAUUCACGUUCCAUAUACCCGAGUCUGGGACUUCAUCCCUGAUAAUUCCAAAGCAGCCUUCCAGGCCAGCACCCGCGUCUACUUUGAGCUGGAUCUGACAGAUCCCUACACCAUCUCGGCCCUGGCCAGCUGCCAGCUGCUGCCCCAUGGGGAGAACCUGCAGGACGUGCUGCCAAGAGAGCUCUACUGGCGCCUGAAGCGCCACCUGGACUACGUGAAGCUGAUGAUGCCCUCAUGGAUGACACCAGCCCAGCGCGGCAAAGGGCUGUAUGCUGACUACCUGUUUAAUGCCAUUGCUGGCAACUGGGAGCGUAAGAGGCCAGUGUGGGUGAUGCUGAUGGUGAACUCGCUCACGGAGACGGACGUGCGCUCCCGAGGCGUGCCUGUGCUGGACCUCUACCUGGCCCAGCAGGCUGAGAAGAUGAAGAAGAGCACUGGGGCUGUGGAGCGGGUUGAGGAGCAGUGCCAUCCUCUCAAUGGGCUCAACUUCUCCCAGGUGUUGUUCGCCCUGAACCAGACUCUGCUGCAGCAUGAGAGUGUGCGGGCUGGGAGCCUGCAGGCGCCAUACACCACGGAGGACCUCAUCAAACACUACAACUGCGGGGACCUCAAUGCAGUCAUUUUCAACCAUGACACAUCCCAGCUCCCCAAUUUCAUCAACACCACCCUCCCACCUCAUGAGCAGGUGACAGCCCAGGAGAUUGACAGCUACUUCCGCCAGGAGCUCAUCUACAAGAGGAAUGAGCGCAUGGGGAGGAGAGUCAUGGCGCUGCUGCAGGAGAACCAGGACAAGAUCUGCUUCUUUGCCUUCGGAGCAGGUCACUUUCUGGGGAACAACACUGUCAUCGACGUCCUAAGACAGGCAGGACUGGAGGUGGACCACACACCUGCUGGGCAAGCCAUCCACAGCCCUGCUACUGGGAGCCCGGCUCCCUCUCCCGAGGGCACCUCUUCUGCCAGUCCAGCCCCAGCAACCCCAGCUGCUGCAGUGCUGGAAGCAACCUCAGCAACCCCCACCACCCCUCCAGAGGAGGAGGAUCCAGUCCUGUCCCCACAUCUCCUGCUCCCCGACAGCCUUAGCCAGCUGGAGGAGUUCGGACGGCAAAAGUGGCGCAAGAGACUAAACAAACAGCAGCGGCCGAGGCAGUUCAACGACCUCUGGGUCCGCAUCGAGGACAGCACCACUGCCUCACCACCCCCGCUGCCUCUCCAGCCUACUCCCAGCUCUGGGACCACCAAACCUUUUGUCAAGUUCUCACACCAACUCCAACAGCAGGACGUUGCGGGGCCUACCAGCAACUCAGCACCUACACUGGGCCUCCCUGCUGCUGUCGCUGCCACCAUCGUCGCCCCCUUCCUACUACACACCCUUGGGCCUUCCUGACCUUGACACCCUGCAGAGCAGUCAGAGAAGGCACAGAAAUCUGUGACCGCGCCCACCGUCUGACGCCACCUCAGAGGGUACUGACACCUCAAGGCAGUUCACACAGGACAGGGACCUUAAAACACCAGAGCUUUAUUGUACCCAAAUUACAUCUUCUUUUUUGUAGAAGGUCUUAAUUUCCCAUAGUGCUAUGGGGCCCUUUUGUAAAAUAUGUGUCCAUAUUAAAAGAGAAAAUGUAUUUAUUCUAUCGAUAAAACUAUUUUUAUGUAGCCUAUGUUAUAGUCCCUGAAUUAGCCCCAACACCAACCCAGGGAAGGAGCCCAGGUUCCCAUGACCUCUGUGACCUGUGUGGACUGUGGCUUUGAGUUGGCCCCAAGCCUCCUAGUCAGGCUUGGCUUCUCACACUGUAGGUACCUCUGAGGGCAAGCAGAAAGGCAGCCCCAGCUUUUGUGAAGCUGAAUUUCAUAGCCAGAGGCAUGGUGGCCAGCCCAUCCUCCUCAUCCCUGGAUGUACCCAGGCCCUGGAGGGACAAUUUAAGGGGGAAAAAAUGCUGCUAUUUUGAGGUCCUGAGUGUCUGUGGACUGGCCUUCCAGAGCUCCUGGAGAGGGUUUUUCCAUCUAAGUGGAAGACUGGUGCUGAGGCAGGUGAACCCAGUCCCAUGGUCAUUUUGCUACACUGAGACCCAAAAAGUGAAUGGGAUUUACCCAAAGUCUCGAAGCAAGUGGGCGAUCUGUGUUCCAGUGGCACUGGCCCAGCUUUCAUUUCAUAGAAGCUGGUAAAACCACAGCUGAGUGAAGUAAGCAGAAGGACAGGAGUGGGCACAGGACGGUUUCAGGAGUGAUGGAGUUCAGGAGCCAUCAGUUGUGGUACUGAUGAUGGUAACAGAGGACCAUGGACCAGAAGCCUGCAGCAGGGUGGGCUCUCUGCACUCUCCCUUCUUCAUAGAUCCUCACACUAAUGCUGUGAGAUGUGAUUACCCUCAUUUCAUUGAUGACACUGAACCCCCAAAAGAGUGAGAAAGAUCCUCCCAAGUUUACACACACAAACACACACACACCCAGAUCAGUGUGAUACAAAAACUACCCUUGUCUCAUGGACCGUGUUCUGCUCCUGUUCUGUCUGGAGAAGCACCAAGGGAGGCAGAUCUCCCUAACUGGAGCCCUCCCAGGCUUCCUAUAGCAGGCGAGGAGGCUGUUUCACCAGCUCCUCCUGCUGGUUCCUGCAGCCAGGGGGCUCUAGCAGGAUCUGGGCAGGCAGGGAGUUGAGACACAGGCUUACCCUUCUAUCCCCAGGGGCUGACCAGGGACACAGUGAACCAAUGUGGACUGAAUUUCAGCCUGCAGCUCAAAGCUGGGCUUGUGGCUCAUUAAUUAUUUAAUUAUGAGAGCAGGAAAGACCCCUCACCUGUCAAUAAAGUAAGAGUAAUACUAAGGUUCAGAUAGAGGAGAGACUUCUCCAAGAUGCCAUAGCUGGCGCAGGCAUGUUGACUCCAGUCCUGUUCUCUCACCCCGCUGCACAUGGGUUUCCCUGGCAGCCUUGAUGGCGCCUGGUUGGCUGCAACACUGCCAUGCUAAUGUUGGCAGACUUAUCCCUUCUGAGAUGGCAGGAUUCUGGGCAACUCAUUGGGUAGUCAGGGGUCCCACAGGCAUGCUGGCAGGCGGCAGAAUUCUUUCCAGCUCUGCCCCAGUGGACAGGUUUAAGCCUGAGACCUGGCAGGAUUCUGGAACUCCGCUUCACAGGGUCCCGCCAGCCCCAUGGGCACCACACUGUAAACUGAACUUGACCUCCACCAGGACUGGAGUCAGUUUAUCCUUGGGAAAAAAAAAUGUAACUUCCUAUUGCUGAGCGGGAAGGGGCUUAGCUGACUUUUAAAGCAGGCUCAGAAGUUAGACUUCAAACAGAUCGUGCAGAGCACUAUUGGGAUGAGAUAAGUGUAAAGGAAUUGGAAACACACAGGCCAGAUUCCCCUGUUUGGGGCAGAGUAUGGCAUGAAAUGUAUGGAGAUCAAACUUGAGGUUAAUUAAAGAUGAAACUUUUGGGGAAACAGUCCAGGCACCUGACUGUGUGCCCAGACCUGUGCCAGGCGUGGGGCCAAAAUGGUGAAUUAAUGCAGCAUAUAAUCACUGCGAAAGCACGGUGCCAGGUUACACAUACAGGCUGAAUUGUACCCACCCUCCUGGGCCCAGAAGAGUUCACCAUCAGGAUGGGAUAGAGGAGCCAUCCUGGGCUACUGCUGCCCCAGCCCCAGUGUCAGCCCACUGUCCUUCCAGAUCCCUUCUUAAGGAAGAUGAGGAGUGAAGGAAGUGUUCCAAACUGUCUUCCUCAGCCAGACUUUAAAAGUUUUAAAGAAAGGCAAUGUGCCAUGCUUAGGGGCACAUGUCUGUAAUGACUGUUCUUGGGAGGCUGAGGCAGGAGCAUCGUAAGUUUGAGGACCAACCUGGGAUACAUAGACCUAGAAGAGAGAACAAUUAUUGGUCAGACAUCUAAGAGCAACGGUGCUUGUUCCCUGGAGAUCUCUAAUAAGCCAGGGUUUGAGUAAGUAGCAAACUCAACUUGUUGGCCUACAUCCCAGGAGGCCUCAGGCACAAAAAUAAAAUGUAUUGCUAGGCCACUUCAACUUCGUGUCCUGCUCUGAAAACACCAGUAAUCCAUCAGCCGUUUCUCAGACUUCAUGUUCUGUCUAGCUGGACUCAUAAACACAAAGCUUCAUUCCUUUGGGCGUUCCUUGAGUAUUUUUAGAACUUUCUCUUUGACUUUGAGGCAGACAGAAUGAUGGAAGGCCAGAGGCCCAGAAGAUUAAGUGACCGGGACAUGGUGAGGGGAAAAGAAUCAGGGAGGUGCAGGGGCCAGUCCUCAGGGUCAGAGAUCCAGAGUCUGCCAUGUGUGGACAGCAAUGGCUCAGAACAUUCAUCUCACAUGGGAAGACCCCCACGUACAUCCUCUCCACAUGCAGUGUGGUCACUUGCUACUUCCUGGCCUCAUCUAGACUUGGGCAAGCCUGGGAGCUCAGGUGCUUUGUCCCACCACUCAGCCAAGUACUCUUAUCACAACAGAUCCCAAAGAAGAGAACUGCUACCAAAAGAGAAUUUCUUUGAAAAGAUGAUAUUCUAUGCAGGAUUUGUAGCGUAAAUGACAUCCUGGGUGUUAAAAAACAGAAUUGGGGUAAUGAUAACCAUGAGAUAAACACCAGGUCCUUCACUUGGCAUUCCAAAUCCUCCAUGACCCGGCUCAGCUGACCUUGCUGGCCAUUCUCAUCCUUCCCACCCCAGAUCUGACAGAUGGAAUCAUAUUUGUUAUUUCUAGAAUAUACACAGUGUUUUAUACAUGUUACUACCCUGGGGAAGCUCUCUUCCCUUCUCCCAAUCAUGUAUCCUGUGAAGAUAAUUGGGAGGGGGCAUUAGCUUCAGGAUGUCCCCCUAGAGCCCUUUGUGUGCCCUGGGACCCGUUACCAUGCCCACAUUCCAGAGCUGGGGCUGUCUAGAUAGGAAUUGCUCCCGGUUGGGAAAGCAAGCAAUUCAAUGGAGUAGGUCAUGUGUCAUUUUUCUAUAUGUCCUUCAACACAAAAGUGAUACUCCUUAGAUGCACUGAGAGGGACAAAGGAGGAAAGGAAGCAGACAAAGGAGGAAGAAAGUCUGGAGCUAGGAAAGGGGAAAGACAGCCUUAGCUUUCUUUUUUGGGACAACUUCCACUUCCCCAGCUGGUAAAGGACAGCACCUGAGGGCAGAGGUCUCUGGCUGGAUGGAGAGGCAGAGUAUGCAAGGCCCCAAGGCCCACUGGCUGAAGCUGUGGUAGCCAGCUGGAAGUCUUGGCACAGGACUGAUGUCAAUGACAUGGAGGUGCCCCCUGGCUCUGUAAGGCUCAGGUUCUUUAAACAUUGCUAUUUUUCCAAAAAUUCAUCUAAGCAGCCAAAAAUAUCACCCUGGCUGGCUGUCUAAGCCGGUAGAUUCAGGACUCAGACAAGCCUCCCUAGCCACCCUCCCCCCAUUCUUCCACAGCCCUGCCAGACUUGCCAUGAGAUGGCAGAAAUGCCUGCAGCUCUUGGGCAGGAGAUGUCAUGGGGAGGAGAGGCUAGAUUGAAACCCUGCCCAUGGCUCCAGCCCAGAGCCCUUCUGUCUGUGCCCAACCCUGGGGAAGGAAAGACGGGGCUUAUAAGGACCCUUGGGAAUGUCAGCUCCUCACAGCCUGUCUCCAAAGGCAGAUUGGGAUCCCCCACCCCCACCCAUCCCUUUGCUUGAUGGCCUUGGGUAAGCCCUUGCCCCUCUUUAAGCUCCAUUUCCUCUUGGACCAUAGGGAGAGUUUCCUGAAGCCAGGAGGGGAAUUCUGUGUAUAAUGUUGGGUCUCCUUGAAGGUGGGGUUCCACCCUUCUUUAGCCCAGCCUCCCAUGUUGGCCCCGCAGGCGGCCAUGAUGAGAGCAUGUGACAGACUAGAAAGCUUUACUUAAAGGCUCCUUCCGUCCUAAGACCUGUCCUGGGGAAUGUGGUUUUGAACAGGAUCCAAGUCUACGCUGCCUGGUGUGAGAGACCAGGGACUCUUAGGCAGGAGUCUCCCCGGUUGCCAGGCUGGGUGGGCAGAGCACUUGGCUCCAGGCGGGGAAGCUGGCCUUAGGCUUUGCCCAGCUCUAAGUCUCGAAGUCUCAGAUUUGUUGGCUCUCCCAGUGUGCCUCACUGUACCAAGCUGGCUUCAGCUCUCCCAGUGUUUGUGCUGUUCUUCAUCACCUCUUCCCUCACCCCUGUGAAUUGUCAUGAAGAGUUCUUUAAGAGUAUAAUAGAAGACAAAGAAAG